CUGCUCGAUGCCUCCCAUCCCGAUCGCAUCAAAAACGCCGUCCGAACGAAUCCAGCGGCGCACUACUCCUCGCCCACUUUGUCUCUAGUCGCCCCACCCGAUCCCGGAUCCCCAAUUCCCCCGGCGCGAUGGCGGCCAGCCUGUGGCGCGCGGUGAUGGGCUCCUCCUCCUCCGGCGGCGACGACCCGGCGCUGGGCGGCGUGGAGUUCUGGCACGGGGCGGAGCGCGCCGGGUGGCUGACCAAGCAGGGCGAGUACAUCAAGACGUGGCGGCGGCGCUGGUUCGUGCUCAAGCAGGGCCGCCUCUUCUGGUUCAAGGACCCCGCCGUCACGCGCGCGUCCGUGCCCCGCGGCGUCAUCCCCGUCUCCUCCUGCCUCACCGUCAAGGGCGCCGAGGACGUGCUCAACCGCCAGUUCGCCUUCGAGCUCUCCACCCCGACCGAGACCAUGUACUUCAUCGCCGACGCCGAGAAGGAGAAGGAGGAGUGGAUCAACUCCAUCGGCCGAUCCAUCGUCCAGCACUCGCGCUCCGUCACCGACGGCGAGGUCGUUGACUACGACAGCCGCCCACAACCCUCGCCAAAGUCCAAGAGUGAGCCGUCAGAGUAAGAUUUAUUGCGGUGAACUCUCGAUAUGACUCUCUUCUAUUGUAUCAACUUAAGAAGUGGUUGUGAAUCUGUGUGAUUUUAGUUACUAUUAUUUGUUGAUCGUAUGUAUAUUAUUGACUGCUGCUGUAUGGGAAUAACUGGUUUUAAGUGUACAGUUCACUGCCACUUUUGAUUUGUUGCGCGUAUCAUAAUUUUGCAAAUUGCGUCUCCCCUAUUGCCAGAGUAAGAUUGCGGUGAACUCUCCAUAUGCUAUGCCUCUCAAUUGUAUCAACUUAAGUGGGUGUGAAUUUGUGAUUCUAGUUUUUCUAUUUGUUGAUCGUAUGUAUAUUAUUGACUGCUUGCUGUAUGGGAAUAACUGGUUUUAAGUGUACAGUUCAUUGCCACUCUUGAUUUAUUGUGCGUAUCAUAAAUCGCAAAUUGCGUC
This is a messenger RNA of Lolium rigidum, 1031 nucleotides long. Its product is annotated as pleckstrin homology domain-containing protein 1-like. The coding region runs from base 129 to 608 and encodes 159 amino acids. The transcript has a single exon. Lineage: Eukaryota; Viridiplantae; Streptophyta; Magnoliopsida; Poales; Poaceae. The record is from RefSeq and is a predicted model, not a curated record.